UUUAUAUGAAGGAGGGAGGUUAUUCCCUUGGAAACAUGCCCCCAAAUCUUGAUGAAGAACAUACAUUUCGCUGUGAAGAUUGUGAUGAACUUUUUCAGUCUAAGCUUGAUUUAAGGCGGCAUCAGAAAUACGCCUGCAACACGGUCAAUCACAUAUACGAAUCAUUAAACGAAGAGAUCAAGCAGGAAGGCUUUGACGAUGAACAAGUGUAUGAAUGUAAAGACUGCGAGCGCCUUUUCCCUAAUAAAUAUAGUUUGGAACAGCAUAUGAUAAUUCAUACGGAAGAGCGGGAGUACAAAUGUGAUCAGUGUCCGAAGGCCUUCAACUGGAAAUCAAACCUUAUUCGCCAUCAGAUGUCACAUGAUAGCGGCAAACGCUUUGAGUGCGAAAACUGCGUAAAGAGCGACUCCUGGUUUCCAAGUGAUCUCCAUGCCAGAUUACCCAUAUAUUUGAACUGCAACAACAGCUGUGAAGCGGAAUCGCACACACCUAAAGUAGACGUAUUCACAGACCCAAGCAACCUCCAGCGGCACAUCCGUUCUCAGCACGUCGGAGCUCGGGCGCAUGCAUGUCCUGAUUGCGGUAAAACAUUUGCCACCUCAUCAGGGCUCAAGCAACACAAACACAUUCAUAGCACUGUCAAACCUUUCAUAUGUGAGGUCUGCCAUAAAUCGUACACACAGUUCUCCAACCUUUGUCGCCAUAAAAGGAUGCAUGCAGACUGUCGCACGCAAAUUAAGUGCAAGGACUGCGGACAGAUGUUCAGCACUACCUCUUCGCUAAACAAGCACCGUCGUUUCUGUGAAGGCAAAAACCAUUAUAAUCCUGGUGGACUUUUUGCUCCAGGUUUGCCCUUGACAGCUAGCUCCUUAAUGGAUAAGUCUAAACAUCCACCAAACAUUAAUCAUUCUAGCCUUGCUUUUAAUGAUUACUUUACUUCUAGGGCGCAUCCUGGUAACCUUGCUUUUUCCCCAGCCCCACAUCCUUUUCCAUCCCUGGCACCUGGGUUUCCAGGAAUUUUUCCUCCAUCUUUGUAUCCCAGACCUCCAUUAUUACCUCCUUCUCCUCUACUCAAAAGUCCUUUAAAUCAUACAAGAGAGGCAAAGCUUCCUAGUCCUAUAGGAAAUCCUUCACUCCCUCUAAUGUCCACAAUGAACAACAAUCAGCAGGUGCCACUAGAGGAAAAGUUUGAUAGCAGCAUGGAAAAUUCCUACAUGGAAAAACAUAAAUCCAGGAGCAGUGAUCUCUCGGAUGGUAGUGAUUUUGAAGAUGUCAACACAACAUCUGGGACUGAUUUGGAUACUACCACUGGGACUGGGUCGGACUUAGACAGUGAUGUAGACAGUGAAAGGGACAAAAACAAGGAAAAAAGUAAAACAAUAGAAAAUAAACAAGAUGUUGUAAGCAGUUCUGUGUCCACUAGUUCUAAUAAUAACAUAGGUGAACGGCCCUUUUUCUAUUCACAACAUUCCUUUUUUCCCCCGCCAGAGGAGCAGCUACUUCCAACAAUGGGAGCAGCCAAUGACUCUAUUAAAGCCAUUGCCUCUAUAGCUGAAAAAUAUUUUGGACCUGGAUUUAUGGGGAUGCAAGAAAAGAAAAUGGCUUCACUGCCCUAUCACUCCAUGUUCCCUUUUCAAUUUCUUCCUAACUUUCCACAUUCUUUGUACCCAGCUUUUACUGACAGGACAAUGAAUCAUAAUUUAUUGGUAAAAGCUGAACCAAAGUCACCCAGGGACCAUCAGAAAGUUGGCAGCACUAGCUCAGAGUCACCAUUUGAUCUCACAACCAAACCAAAAGAGAUUAAGCCAGCCUUACUACCACCCAAGGUUUUGCCAUCACAGUCCUCAGGGGAGGAGCAGCCAUUGGACCUCAGUAUUGGCAACAGAAGUAGAGCUAGUCACAAUGGGGCAAGGGAAAAUAGGAAGAACCAUAUAUAUGGUGACAGAAAAUUGAUGGCAAAUGAUAUGCUUUCAAAAAUCCCUCAGCCUCAGCUACCACAACAGCCACCUCUUCACUACGCAAAACCUUCACCAUUUUUCAUGGAUCCCAUAUACAGCAGGGUGGAAAAGCGGAAAGUGACAGACCCUGUGGGGUCUCUGAAGGAUAAAUACUUACGGCCAACCCCCCUGCUUUUUCACCCACAGAUGUCAGCAAUCGAAAACAUGACUGAAAAGUUGGAGAGUUUUGCUAACUUAAAAGCAGACACAGGAAGUUCCUUACAACCUCUUCCGCACCAUCCUUUUAAUUUUCGCUCCCCACCCCCAACUUUAUCAGAUUCAAUAUUACGAAAAGGAAAGGAACGCUAUACAUGCAGGUACUGUGGUAAGAUCUUUCCAAGAUCCGCAAAUCUGACCAGACAUCUCAGGACUCACACGGGAGAACAACCUUACAGAUGUAAAUAUUGUGAUCGGUCAUUCAGCAUUUCUUCAAAUCUUCAACGACAUGUUCGGAACAUUCACAACAAAGAAAAACCUUUUAAAUGUCACUUGUGCAACAGGUGUUUCGGGCAGCAAACAAACUUAGACCGACAUCUUAAGAAACAUGAACAUGAGAAUGUUCCAGUGAGUCAACACUCUGGAGUCAUUACUAACCAUCAUGGGACCAGUGUCUCCUCACCAAAUUCUGAAUCAGAAAACCAUGCACUUUUAGACGAGAAAGAAGAUUCUUAUUUCUCGGAAAUCCGAAACUUUAUUGCAAACAGUGAGCUGAAUCAAGCUUCAAGUCUAGCAGAUAAAAGGACAGAAAUACAAGAUAUCGAUAACAGUUCCAAGUGUUGUGGGCUAACCAACCAGAAAGUAGAAGACGUAGAUGAGGAAGAUGAAGAUGAUCUGGAAGAAGACUAUGAAGAUGGAAGCUUGACAGGGAAAUCACAAGAUGAAACUGUUUCACCCACUAUGGAAACCCAGGAAGCAUUUGAGGAUGAUGAUGAAGAUGAAGAGCCUUCAUCACUUACAAUGAGCUUUGAUCAUACCAGAAGGUGUAUGGAGGAGGAAGAUGCCGGCCUGUUAGAUAUGGAGCAGUUUCCGAAUAUUGGGAAGGGGCUGGACCUUCGAAAAACAGCAGAGGAAGCAUUUGAAGUAAAAGAUGUGUUUAAUUCCACCUUAGACUCUGAGACAUUUAAAGAAACACUAUACAGGCAGGCUAAAAACCAGGCUUAUGCAAUGAUGCUGUCACUCUCUGAAAAUGCUUCUCUUCAUACUUCAUCCCAUAAUUCGCUGGACGCUUGGUUGAACAUAGCAGGAGCUACUUCAGAAGCCGGGACAUUUAAUCCUAUGAACCAUUUGUAAAAAAAAAAAAAUCAAGAAAGCAUCGAAAAAGUUGAAAUUGUUUACCCUCAUCCUUCCAACCGCUAGAGAUAAGACACAUUAUAAGAUCUUCAUAGACUUAUAGGAAGUAAAUCUGCAUAUCCAGCAAACUUUUCCGAUACCAUUUUUUCCCCAUUUACUACUGGUUGAUCGAAUUUUCUCUGUGGCACUUCUUGAAGUUAUUGCAUCACAAAGAAAAAGGAAUAUACUUGGAAUAUCAAGUUUCUGUUCAAUUUGUUUAGAGCAGAUGAGUUACCAAAAGAUUCUUGGAUGAGAAUUGCAUUCCAAAACCACUAGAAUUUCUAGAAAAUUCUAGAAAAAAAAAGAAAAGAAAAUCAUUUCAAAUAAAACUAUAAUAUUCAUAUAAUGGAUGAACAUAUGUUUAUUGUACUGUGCAAAAAAAAAAUCUUUGUAUAAGUAUCUGUAAUAUUGAAUAGUUGUUUAGCUAAUCAUGAGUGUCUUUGUUCCCAUUAAGUUAUUUUGAUAGUUGCUUUACAUAUUUCAUAAAGAGACUAAAUUUAUUUUAGAAAACAAAAAUGGCGUUAGGCUUUAUUUCACCUAUGUGCCUGUCCACAGAGUGUCUCUAUGAAAUGGAACAAGUUUUCUUUUCAAUAGCAACAAUUUAAUAAGGGUUAAAAACAAAAUAAUGUAUACCAUAUACAUAUCAGAAACAAAUAGUUGAAUUAA
Molecule: messenger RNA, 3992 nt
Organism: Bombina bombina (fire-bellied toad)
Lineage: Eukaryota; Metazoa; Chordata; Amphibia; Anura; Bombinatoridae
Gene: PRDM16
Product: PR/SET domain 16
Exons: 14
Coding region: 6-3287 (1093 amino acids)
Biological process (GO): regulation of transcription by RNA polymerase II
Cellular component (GO): nucleus
Molecular function (GO): DNA-binding transcription activator activity, RNA polymerase II-specific; RNA polymerase II cis-regulatory region sequence-specific DNA binding
Source: RefSeq, a predicted model, not a curated record